AUGGAAAAGCGCGGUGCCAGCGGCCGCGGCGAGCCCAUCCAUAGCAUUCUGAAGAAGCCCAAACCGCGCCGCGGCGAUCUCCUCGACAAGAGCACGAAAAUCAAACGCGAGAGGAAUGGCACUAAGAAGGGAGAUGUGAACCAGCCGUUGCUCCACGGCUGCACGCCCCUUAUGUACGCCUGUCAGCAGGCGGACUAUAGGACUGUCGUUGAUAUACUCAAUAAAGACCCCGCUUCGGCGCGGGUGCGUGACCGGGCGUUUAGGUGCGCCCUGCAUUACUGCGCGUCGAGCGGCGGCCCGGCUAGGGCUGCUUCGCGGGCGGCGUGCGCUGACCGCGUGCUGAUGGCGGCGCCUUCCCUGGCGGACGCCCGCGACGCUGACGGCCUGACACCCCUACACCUGGCGGUGGUGCACGGGAACGUGCCGCUGGUGCAGACGCUGCUGGCCGCCGGCGCGGACGUGAACGCGCGCGACAACGAGCACCACACCGUCGUGCAUUGGGCAACCGUAUGCGGAGAAGUGGGUGCGCUGCGCGCGGUGCUGGCGGCGGGCGCGGAUGCUGCGACGCCCGACCAGCACGGAGGCUACCCGUUGCACUACGCCGCUCAGAUGUGCGGAGCACCGGCCGCCACCGACCACCAGAGUAGGGGGGCAGCGUUGGAAGUAUUGAGGGCUUUGGUGCGAGAGGGACGGGUUAGCGUGGAGGUGCGUGAUGCAGACGGACGCACGCCGCUGUUGUGGGCCGCGUCGGCGGGCUCCGCCGCAGCCGUGCUCGCCCUCCACCAAGCCGGCGCCCGGGUGGAUGAUGCUGACAGGGAUGGCUUAACGGCUUUACACUGCGCGGCUGCGAGGGGCCACACGGAGGCCUUGGAGACUUUAGUCGGCCUCUGUGGCGCCCGAGUGGACGUGGCAGACUCCCACGGCUGCACCCCCUUGCAUUACGCUGCGGCUCUGGGCCACGCCGACGCCACAUCAGCGCUUCUGGUGCACGGGGCCGACGCACAUCGUCAGGACAAGAGAGGUCGAAGCCCUGCGCAUACGGCGGCCGCCAAAGGCCAAAUAGAAACUGUCCGAAUCCUCGGAGCGAGAGGAGCAAAUUUAUGGUUGCGAAAUUCGAAGGGCGAUCUGCCAUUACAUGAAGCUAUUGCGUCGGGGCGCAGGGAAUUGGUGAAAUGGCUUUUAGAUGGACGACCGUCGCAAGUUAAUGCAACAAAUCACGAGGGUCGCACGCCUCUGCACAUAGCAGCGGCAACCGACAACGCUGACCUCUGUCGAUUACUGCUCGACCGCGGCGCCGAUGUGAAUCUUAUUGCGAGAUCAUCUAAGAACGAGCCAUUAACGCCUCUAGACUGUGCAACCAGUCAGCUGACUCGAAGAAAAUCAUUUCAAAUUCUCUCGGGGCCAGAUGACAUAAACAAAACCGAAGAUUCAACGGAUACUAAACAAAGUUUAGAAAUUGAUAAUGUUGAAGAUGUAGGUUCUCAAGAUAAAAGUAGCUCAGCAUCAGUAUCAUUUGCAAAAAAAGAUGAAAUAUUUAAAAUAAAUGAUUCAGAUAAUUUAUCAGAACAUUUGAUGGGCGAAGAAGUCGUGCACGAGGAAAUCAAAUCAGAAACAAAUCGAUCAUCAGAAGACAAAAUAAACAUGGAUAGGAAAAAUUUCAACCAACAAGAUUUGAGAAAUCAAUAUGCAUCGACCACUACGAGCAGUAGUGACGCGACACAGAGUAAUGAUAAAGGAAUUCUAAUAAAUUCACGCAGCGAUAUAUCAUCACAUGACCGCGCAGUCCAGCAAAUUAUAAUGCAAAGUGGAUCUGAAGACUUUGAUUUAAAUUCAUCUGUCGUGCCGGAUGAAACACGGAAAAGCACCUAUAUAAGAGAUAGCGUGGGAAGUAGCCGAAAGAGUAGUAUUUAUGAAACCGAGAGCUACAAAGUUUUGUCAGAUGUUACACCUGCUAUUGAAGGUAUUUUGAAAAAAUCCAAUGUAGGCGAAGGUUCUGUAGAGCAGGAUAAACCAAAUAGCGAAGAUAAAGUAAUGCUCCUCAGAGAUAAUUUUUUUGGUCGAGUGCCCAGCGUGAGUGAUAACGAAAUUUACUGCAGCCUCUCAGAGGCAGAUGGACGUCGAAAACGAUUUCGCAAAAAGGGUCGUACAAAAAGUAGAAUAACAGCAAGAUCUAAAAGCGAAAACUCGGAGAGAGGUUACGAAUCGAGUGGGUUGAUGGAUUCUGGCUUUGAGCCAAGUCCUAGACCAGUACAACGGUGUAUUAUGAGUCCACGUCUCAACGCCUAUUAUCAACAAAGAAACGCAAGUGGCAGGUUUUCCAAAAUAACAGACAGUAAAAUACCUGUGAGAAAGCCUGGCGAUAAAAACGCUGUAGAUAUGAGGUCGGUCACCCAGAGGAUACAGACUAAUAUGAGAAGAUAUUAUUGCGAAAGAAAAAUAUUUCAGCAUUUACUGGAGCUUAAACGCUUACAAAUAAGAACUAGCAAGGCAAAUGAGGCAGUACUAGUGAAGAGAGCUAUUGAUGAAUAUAAUAAGUCUAGUUUAGCAAACGUUGGUUUAGGCCAAUACAACAAUCCAGAAUAUUCUUUUAGUAGCUUUGAAAAAUUUUUGUACGACAGUUUGAGAAAGUUACAAAAAAGUGGCAAGAAACACUUAGAUCGACUACCUGAAAAACACAUAGAUUUUGACUACGGUGAGAGCGAACUUUACAAAAUGAGUGCUAUUCCGGACAACCCGUGUUUGUGUACUAGCAAGACACAUCGAUGUUUUCAUGCCGUACAUGCCUAUACUGGUAUACCAUGUUCUGCAUAUAUUCCUUACAAAUGGAAUCAUCAUACAAUGCCCAAACCAGCGACAGCCGGUCCAAGUACUAAAUCCAGAGGCUUCCUCCCAAAAAUCAACUCUAAACCACCAACAGGUGCUAGCAAGGCACAUGUAACUUUGGAGGUGUCUCACGGCUCAGAAAAGCAGCUGAUCGCACUUCCCGCCGAAAAAUUGGAUAAAAACAAAAGAUAUUACGUGACUUUCACUGUUAAAGGCUCCGAACCAACAUCGGAUAACGAUAAUGCAAUUGGUGCGACUAGUUCAAAUAACAAAAGCUUU
Iphiclides podalirius (scarce swallowtail) is the source of this 3102-nucleotide messenger RNA. NCBI's taxonomy places the organism in Eukaryota, Metazoa, Arthropoda, Insecta, Lepidoptera, Papilionidae. The record is from the annotation of a GenBank genome assembly.